CGGUGAAAGCCUGAAGCUCAGAGGAGGUGCUGUCAGUCUUGUCCUGCCCCCCUCAGGAGCUGAAGGUGUGACAUCAACAGCAAUAAUUAAGGCAGCUCAUCAAUGGCUGGACCCUGGCGGCUAUAAAAGGAAGUUGGAGAGUCCGGUGCUUAUCAUAACCGAUAGGAGCUAACCACCAAAGCAGACUGACUUCACUCUAUACCACAAGUUUUACUUUCAUCAGACUGAGGAGAAGCCACCAUCAGAGGUCAUCAAGGUCAACAUGCAAAAUCUGGACUUUAAAAUCCUGUUCAUUUCACUCUGCGUUUUACACCUCUUCGCUCUCCAUGAAGCGCGCCCGCUGAGGAAAAGGACUGUGAGUGAGGUCCAGCUAAUGCACAACCUCGGGGAGCACAAGCAGGCGCAGGAGCGGCGGGAGUGGCUGCAGAUGAGGCUCCGGAGCAUCCACACAGCACCCGGCCGGGACAGCAGCGGCGAGGCGGGACCGUCAAGGAGGAGGCUGCGCUCCGAGGAGCUGCCCGACCUGGACGACCUGACACCGGAGGAGAUCCAGUACGCUUUGGACUUCUUGGAAAAUCUCCUCAAGUCAAAGCAAUCAUGAUUUUUUUAUUUGAUUUUAUUUGAGCUUCGGAACAACAUUUCCAGCAGUCUUUAAUCAGAACUUUAGGCUACCUUUUUCAUUUUUAUCAUGACUUUUUU
This is a messenger RNA of Scatophagus argus, 699 nucleotides long. RefSeq names its product parathyroid hormone 1a (gene pth1a). The transcript is spliced from 3 exons. Gene Ontology annotation, molecular function: hormone activity. Gene Ontology annotation, cellular component: extracellular region. Lineage: Eukaryota; Metazoa; Chordata; Actinopteri; Scatophagidae. Gene Ontology annotation, biological process: intracellular calcium ion homeostasis. The record is from RefSeq and is a predicted model, not a curated record. Bases 263 to 601 code for a protein of 112 amino acids.